CAACCACCUGCAAUGCGACACCCAGAACGAGGUGGAAGCUAUGGUGGCGAGGGUUCAGCAGUCGGCCCACCAGAUUCACAUGAUCGCGGCCGAUAUGCCGCAUCUACACCGCGGGGACACGGAUAGUGGGGUGUGCAGUUGUUCCGUGAGCGGCUCAGUUACCAACAUAUCGACGUCAUCGUCGCACAAUGAAUCUCUCCAUAAUCAUCAGUUGUUGAAUAAUACAGGUCCAAUAUACGGUAACCUGCUAUCGUCAGGGGGCAAGCCCCUGUCGUCCCCUACCGCGCGUCAGCAACAACAACUGGCGGCGAUACAGGCUGCCAAUGCCAGGCGGAUGCCGCCAGAAGUGCCAAAGAGGACCAGCAGUAUUACCCUCAAUGCUGAAAGUCCAGUAUCGCUCCGCCGCGCCGAAUGCGGAGGAGCAGUAGUACGAGGAGGAUCGAUGUCCUCGGUCCAGUCCUCGUCAUCGUCAUCGUCGCAGGAGCACCGCCAUCAUUACCACCAGCCGUACCAGCAGAGGGCUCCGGAGCCUCACAUCCACAUCCAAGAGCAGCACUACCAAGGCCACCAGCGCACGGCAUCUGGCUCCGCCUACGAGGGCGUGGCCGCGCCAGUCCCCGCCCCCGGAUUCCCCGUGUGGAAGCGACAGGACGCGCCCCCGUACUACGAAGCGCCACCGCCGGCGGUAUGCUGUCGCCCGCAUGAUAGACACCCGCCCACCCACCACCAACAGCCCAAGGUUUCCGAAACAGUCCGCAAACGUCAAUACCGCGUGGGGCUCAAUCUGUUCAACAAGAAGCCUGAGCGUGGCGUGGCUUACCUCAUAGCUAGGGGGUUCCUAGAGAACUCCCCUCGGGGAGUUGCUCGCUUCCUCAUCACGCGCAAGGGGUUAAGCAAGCAGAUGAUCGGGGAGUACUUGGGCAACCUGCAGAACCCGUUCAACAUGGCUGUGCUAGAAUGCUUCGUCAACGAGCUAGACCUCUCCGGCAUGGCGGUCGACGUGGCUCUUCGAAGAUACCAGGCCCACUUCCGACUACCUGGUGAAGCUCAGAAGAUCGAGCGGCUGGUGGAAGCCUUUGCCCGCCGCUACUGUAUUUGCAAUACUGACUUUGUGCAGCGGCUGAGGACUCAGGAUACGAUCUUCGUGCUAGCCUUCGCGAUAAUAAUGCUGAACACAGACCUCCACACACCCAACUUGAAGCCCGAAGCACGAAUGUCGCUGGACGACUUCGUACGGAACCUCCGAGGGAUCGACGACUGUGGGGACAUUGACAGAGACAUGCUGGCUGGAAUAUACGAUAGGGUCAAGUCGAGCGAGUUUAGGCCGGGAAGCGACCAUGUCACGCAGGUGAUGAAAGUGCAAGCCACGAUCGUGGGCAAGAAGCCACACCUGGCGCUUCCGCACCGACGCCUGGUCUGCUACUGUCGCCUGUACGAGAUACCGGACAUACACAAGAAGGAACGGCCUGGCGUGCAUCAGAGAGAGGUGUUCCUAUUCAACGAUCUGCUGGUGAUAACGAAGAUAUUCAGCAAGAAGAAGUCUUCUGUGACGUACACGUUCCGCCAGUCGUUCCCUCUCUGCGGAAUGCUUGUAAACUUGUUCUCAGUGCCGCACUAUCCAUUCGGCAUCCGCCUAUCCCGCCGCGUGGACGGCCGUCGCCUAGCAACCUUCAACGCGCGUAACGAACACGACCGCUGCAAGUUCGCUGAGGACCUGCGCGAGAGUAUUGCUGAGAUGGACGAAAUGGAAGCCAUGAGGAUCGAGGGCGAACUCAACAGAGGGAAGGGAAGGGGCACAGGAAACAAUAGGAAUGUAAUGGAAAAUCGUGACAGCGGAGUGGCGGACGUUGAGAUCGACCACCAGCAAUGCAUGGACCACGUCCAUGUUCAUGGAGUGGUAGUACCACCACCGCCGUCCGGGCCGGCUCCGGCGGCGCCGUCGCGGCUGCCACACAAUCCGCCUCCCACCACCAUCAUCAAGCGGAACGUGCUCUCUAACUCGCUCGUGGACAUAAACGACCCAGUGGCUCUAGCAGCUGAAAGGCUGCAAAGGCGGGGCUCCGUGGGUUCCCUGGACAGCGGCAUGUCGGUGUCGUUCCAGCAAGGCAGCCGCAACGCACUGCACGCCACAUCACCACGUCAUCCUGGGGAACAGAGGUCACCUGGUAAGUUUGGAGUUCCCAUAGAACAGAAUCUUAACAGUGGCUUUG
Molecule: messenger RNA, 2210 nt
Organism: Ostrinia furnacalis (Asian corn borer)
Lineage: Eukaryota; Metazoa; Arthropoda; Insecta; Lepidoptera; Crambidae
Product: IQ motif and SEC7 domain-containing protein 1-like
Exons: 14
Biological process (GO): regulation of ARF protein signal transduction; actin cytoskeleton organization
Molecular function (GO): guanyl-nucleotide exchange factor activity
Source: RefSeq, a predicted model, not a curated record